UGGAGCUGGGGAGGGUUGGGCUGAGGUUUGAGAGGCCUAAAGCCAGACUAGAACUUAGCUAGAAUGGAUACCUACUUUAGAGCUGCAGUCUGUGACCUAGACAAACUACUGGAUGAGCUUGAACUGAAUACAGAUGAAUGUGACCUCUCCAGAGCUCCACAAAAUCCAUGUGAUUCAAAACACUGUUCUCUUCCUGUGGAUUUGGACUUCUUGCAAUGCAUGUACCCAACACAAAAACUACAGGAGGAUGCUAACGGUUGUACUGCAUCAGAAGAAAUCUCUCAAGCCAGCCACACCAGACCAAAUGAAGGGAUUCUGAAUUGCUCAUCACUAAAUGAGAGGAGUGUUUCUGGGCCUGAUAUUUUGACCAAUGUGAGCAGUGCUUCCACAGAAGGAAGUCAGGGUUCAGACCUGGGAAGUAGCUUACCUAUGUGUGAUCUAGUUCAUGACGUAAGUAACUUGAUCUGUUCAGAUGUUGCUAAUGUAGAUACUCAAAAAUUGCAGCCAGGUGACUCUCACUGUAGUGAAGACUGUUAGAGUGGCUUUGACAAAUAUUGCAUACCUCUCCCUGAUUUUGUAUUUUCAUUGGGUUGCGGAGUUGUUUCAUGUACAGAGCAGAAUGAUGGGAACUCAGUGCCACAUUCAGGACCUCCUAAAACAGAAGAGAGUAAUCAAUUAGCUUCCAAGUCAGAUGUUUUUGCUAAAGCAGAGGUUUCAGAUCUGUGUGAUUAUCACUUCACUUUAAAGAUACAGUCCUGUAUUGAAAUUUUUAAUCAUCUUGAACAAAUUGCUCACCCUAAUACUGCAUGUGUCUCUGAAACAUUACAGAAUUCAAAUGUGUGCGAUCCCAAAGAUGAGACAGCAUGUGAAAAAUUGCCUUCUGAGCCUCAAGAUGAAAGCGUGUGCUCUCCAGUGAGCAAAGAGAUACCUGGAAGAAGUGCUGCAGAAAGUGUAACCUCAGAAGAUCAGUGUAAAAUGGAACCCUUGCCUUCUGAUUUGCUACAUAGACAUCAGUUGGACGAAAACCAUGGCACAUUACCUGAAAGUCAUGCUUUAGAAGGCUCCAGCUGUCAAGCAGGCACUGAAGUAGAACUAGAAGAGAAAAUUAAGGAAGAGAAUGAAGGUAGUGAAGAAGUUGCUGGCACUGAAGUACUAAACAGUGCUUUAUGUGUAUCAGUCGAGGAUGUCCAGAUGUCCCUGCCACAUCUUCCACCACUUCCUGUAUCUCAGUGUGGUUCCUCAGUUGUAACAGAAGAAAAAGUUAAUUCUCUGCCUCAGAAUGAAAUAGCAGCAGAGGUGAUUAGUGACAGUUUAGCAACUGAUCUCUCUGAUUAUGAAUCCUGCAAAGACACUGACUUACAUGAACAGGAAGGAUAUUUAUCUAAAAUCAACCAAACCAUUGUAGAAAAAGUAGAUGGAGAGACAUUUAAUACUGAGAAUGUAACUGAUGAUAGUGAUUCUGAUCAAAUCAAAGCUAUUGCUUCUCCUUUUAUGGAAUAUGAAGCUGAGCCAUAUGGUGUUGAUAUAGACUGUUACUACAAUGAAAGUAUUAGCCAAACUGUGGAUGACUUUACUGUUGAGGAGAGCAAUACUCUUGUAAGUGACGCAGAGCUUGAUGAAUUCUUAUAUGGGCAAAGUCAUCUGUCCAGUUCUUUGAAUUCUUUAAGCAAUAGUAAUAACUUAAUGGCAGCUGACACAGAAGUGAAUUUGAGAGACGAGAACCUGCAUUUCACAAAGGUUACUGAGGAACAUGCUCAGACAAAACUGGAGGAUAUAACUAGCAUUAGUAGUAAUGUUGAAGUCUCCCUUAAUGCCCGUAAGUUGAAACCCCCAGCAGAGGACAGUGCGUUUCUUGUUCAAAAUGUGACUGAGCAUGAUAGUGAGGCACAAGUUUCAAAGCUUCCUACUGAAGGUGCAAGACCAAAGCUGUUGUGUGACAGUACACAAGGGCUGAAUCAAACGCAUGUGCUUGAGGGAGCAGUUACUCCAGAAGCUCCCUCCUCGAGGAACAGCAUUACUUGUGAUGAAAAUUCUGAGCCUGCUGGGGAAAGUGGCACUGAAGCAGGAAAAAAUCAGACAUUUCAAAGUGUAGAAUCGCCUAAAACACCUGCAGCUCUUCUGCAGAAACAACCAUUGUGGGUUCCUGAUUCAGAGGCACCCAACUGCAUGAACUGCCAAGUGAAGUUCACGUUUACAAAAAGACGACACCACUGUCGUGCGUGUGGAAAAGUUUUUUGUGGUGGUUGUUGCAAACGAAAGUGCAAACUACAGUACAUGGAGAAGGAAGCAAGAGUCUGUACUCGCUGCUACGAUGAUAUUAAUAAAGGAAGCCUGUAUACCAGCUGUCCCUUAAUUUCCUCACCAUUACCCACUUCAGCACUUAAGCAAUCUGAUAAUGAGGAGCUGUGCCCCAAAGAACAGAAGAGAGUUUGGUUUGCAGAUGGUAUUUUGCCAACUGGAGAAGUGGCGUAUACAACAAAGCUUUCCUCUGGAGCAAAGAAGUCAUCCCAGGACACAGUACACCCUGAUGUGCCAGAGCAGCAUAUGGCUACAAAUGCAGAGGAAGAUGACAUACCAACUGAUGUAAAUUCAAAACCAAAAGAAGGAAUGGAUGUUUCCGCAAGAACAGAGGGAUUAUGUCCUUCUGUUCCCUCAGAGGAUGCACAGCAGACCAUUUCCAGCCAGAGUGAGAUGAUUGAUAGUGAUAAAUCUCUGACUCCAGACACUAAAGAGUGUUCUUCUGCCCUGGAAUCUGAGAAGACUAGUGCUAAUUUAGUAGAUUGGACUAAAAGUGAUGUGCCUGUUAGUCCUUCAAGUUAUAGAGCACUUUGUGGUGUUGAAAAUUGUGUUCGGAAAGAUGUCAGCCUUCUUCCAGAUGGUGAUAAACUGCCACCACUUCUGCUUGCCAUGGGUGAAAAAGGAAAAGAUCCUCUAGUGGAAGAACAUCUGUCUCACCAGCAGGUCGCCUUGCUUCUUGAGAAAGGAGGUGCCAGUCCAUUAACUUUUAUCCUAAAUGCGAACUUGCUUGUGAAUGUCAGCUUAAUAUCUUAUUCUUCAGAAAAAUGCUGGUACUUCUCAACAAAUGGGCUACAUGGCUUGGGGCAGGCAGAAAUUGUCAUUCUGUUGCAGUGUUUGCCAGAUGAGAAGACUUUUCCUAAUGAAAUAUUCAAAUUAUUUAUUGAUGUCUAUAAGGAUGCAGUAAAAGGAAAGUCAAUAAGAAACAUGGAAAAUGUUACGUUCAGUGAAAGUUUUCUUGGUAACGAAGACCAUGGAGGCUUCCUGUUUGUUUCACCAACUUACCAGAAACUUGAUGAUUUAGUGCUACCAGAUAACCCUUUUCUUUGUGGCAUUCUAAUCCAUAAGCUGGAAAUACCCUGGGCAAAAGUUUUUCCAAUCCGUUUAAUGUUGAGACUGGGAGCAGAAUAUGGAGUAUAUCCAACUCCUGUAGUAAGUUUCAGACAUCGAAAGCCACUCUUUGGAGAAAUAGGACACACAAUUAUGAAUCUACUUGUUGACCUUCGAAACUAUCAAUAUACUUUGCAUACCAUAGACAACCUAUUUGUUCAUGUGGAAAUGGGUAGAAGCUGUAUUAAAAUACCUUUGAGGAAAUAUAAUCAAGUGAUGAAGGUGAUAAACUCCUCUAAUGACCAUGUAAUUAGCAUUGGAGCUAGUUUUAAUACUGAAGCAGAUUCUCACUUCGUGUGUGUGCAGAAUAAGCAAGGCCUCUAUCAUACACAAGCAAACAGUACUAAUGAACGUCCUAGGAAAGUUACAGGUGCAAGUUUUGUGGUAUUUAAUGGAGCCUUAAAGGCGUCUUCAGGAUUUCUAGCUAAAUCCAGUAUAGUUGAAGAUGGAUUAAUGGUCCAAAUAACACCAGAGACAAUGGAAAGCCUACGUCAAGCACUAAGAGACAAGAAGGACUUCAAAAUAACUUGUGGCAAAGCAGAUGGAGAAGGACUAAAAGAAUACGUAGAUAUUUGCUGGGUGGAAGGUGAAGAAAAAACAAACAAAGGAAUUUUAAGCCCAGUAGAUGGAAAAUCAAUGGAAGGAACUUGGAGUGAAAAAAUACCACACGCCAGAGAAUUUGAAAGAAAAGGAAAAGUUUUGAAGUGUACCGAGGUGUAUUAUUUCCUAAAGGACCAUGAACUACCCAGUCCUGUUCAUCUCCAGUUUGCUAAAGAUAUUGCUGCUGCCUGCAGCACUGCUCUUUGCCCACACCUUAAAACCUUGAAGAAGAAUGGGAUGAAUAAGAUAGGCCUGAGAGUUUCGGUCGACUCAGAUAUGGUUGAGUACUUGGCAGGAUCUGGGGGUCACCUUUUUCCACAGAAGUACCUGAAUGAAUUGGACAAAGCUCUGAUUCCUGUGAUCCAUGGUGGGAUGUCAGAUCCCGCAAGCUUGCCGCUGAAAAUGGAAUUAAUAUUUUUCCUUAUGGAACAUUUGUUUUGAGACCAGUUUCUGGCAAGAUGCUGGUUCAACUAGCUCUGAACACCAAAGCUUAGUGUAUCAAACACUAAAGAUCAGAUUUGCUAAAACUGUUCUGAUUUUAAUGGAUUUUCAAACUGAAUUGAAACAAAACAAGAACCCGAUUUCCAUUUGCUCCUUUACCCCAGAAACAAGUGUAGUUUGUAAUGUUCUCUAACGUUCAGAAACUUUACACUUAAUACAGUUGCAGAAGAAGGCAGUUGCUUACCUCUGUACACUACUGUAGUGUUUACAUUGUGUAGUGUAACUUCCAGCCAUGCUAUCUUGCCUCCUAAGUACUCAGAUAAGUAUUAAAGACAUUGAUGCAGUCAGAUCUAAUCUCAGCCUGAAGCAUGUGCUUUCCAUGUGCAAAGAACUUUCUCGCUGUUUGAGGUUCUAACAUGAGGUCUUAGGUAGCCAACUGCAUGCUUCAUGCAUCAGUAUAAACACAGGUGGAUGCCUCUUGACACUUGUUUUGAUCAGCACAAGGAAUCAUAGAAUGAUUUAGGGUGGAAGGGGCCUUAAAUAUCACCUAGUUCCAAUCCCCAUGCUGUGGGCAGGCUGCCUCCCACUAAAUGAGGCUGCCCAGGACCCCACCCAACCUGGCCUUAAGCAUCUUGAGGGAUGGGGCACCACAGCUUCUCUGGGCAGCUGUGCCAGGGUCUGAGCACCCUCUAAGUAAACAAUUUCUUCUUAACAUCUAACCUAAAUCUCUUUUAGUUUAGCGCUUCCACCUUGUCCCAUCGCUAUCAGACUGUGUGAAUGUUAAGCUCCUUUUAAGUACUGGAAGGAUGCCAUGAGACCUCCCCAGAGCCUUCUCUGGAAAUACUGCAUCCAGGCUUGGGGCCCCCUACACAAAAAGAUGUAGAGCUGUUGGAGCUGGGUCCAGUGGAAGGCCACAGAUGUGAUCAGAGGGCGGGCUGGAGCACUUCUCUUAUGAAGAAGCAGUGAGAUAACUUGCUUUCUCCAAACCUCAUUCGAUUUCUGUGGGCCUGCUUCUCAAGCCUGUCCAGGUCCAUCAGGAUGGCAUCCCUUCCUUCUGUUCCAUCAGCUGUACUGCUCAAUUUGCUGAGGGUGCACUCAAUGCAACCGUCUUUCUUAUUGAUGAAGAGGCCGAGGAGCACCAGUCCCAAGGCAGACCCCUGAGGGGAUGCUGCUCAUUACCUGCCUCUGCUUGGAUGUAGAUUCAUUGACCACAUCUUCCUGGCCAUCAUAUAUUCCACCCUUCAAAACCCAUAUCAGUCCAGAGAGAAGGAUGUGGCGGGGGACAAUAUCAGAAGCCUCGCAGAAAUCCAGGCAGAUGACACUGGUUGCCCUUCCUUGUUCCACAGAUGUAGUCACUGUAUCACAGAAUGCCGACAGAUUGGUUAGGCAGAAUCUGCUCUAAAAGAUGCUGUGCUGGCUGCCUCAGAUUACCUGCUUGUUUUGCACGUGCCUUAACACUUGUUCCAGGAAGAUCUGCUUCUUGGUCUUUCCAGGUGCAGACCCACCUGGCCUGCAGUGCCCCAGGUCAUCUUGCACUGCUCUUACAGUGGAUUUUGCUCACCCAGCCUCAACCUAGAUGUUCAGGGACAUAACAGACAUGGAAAGCCUGACUGGCAGUGGAGUUGGAGUCAGCCUUCUCCGUGUUUCUUGAAUUUAGUUCUCCCACCUAAACUGUCAGAGGGAACACUCUCCUUCGCCGCUGUCUCCCGAGCAAUGCACUCUAAAAUCUCUUGUUAUUUUUCACGUCCCUUGGCAGGUUAAGUUCCACCUGUGCCUUGGCUUUUCUGAUGACAUCUCAGCAGGACAGCUGGCCCUGUUACCUUACUGGAGGAGCCCUCCCAGAUUCCUUUGGGAAAAAUCUGAGGUUUUCCUCUGCUGCUUCCUAAAGUGGCAGCAUUCCCUGGUUCUUCUCUGUCACUCAGCAGUACGUCCCCUUCCCUCACCAAACCUAUUUUAAAUAAAGAAAGACUGCGGUUAAGUUUACAACAGCGUUGUAGGUGAAGUCCUGGUGCUUCAGGACCGUAUGCUUCUGAAUUACUUUUUGUAGGAAAACUGAUUUAAUUCUUGAAUUUGUAAGGAUUUGUCUUACUGAAACAGAUGCUAUUUUUAUAAGUACUGAUCUUUCUUUCUUGUAUUGGGCGUUCAAAAGUCCUGAUGCAAUCUGACCUUUCAAGGAUUAAUAAAAAGCCAGAUUACCCUUGAAGUGAUCUACACGCGGCAAUAAAACAGGCACUCUGCACUCUC
This is a messenger RNA of Coturnix japonica (Japanese quail), 6690 nucleotides long. Lineage: Eukaryota; Metazoa; Chordata; Aves; Galliformes; Phasianidae. The record is from RefSeq and is a predicted model, not a curated record.